Molecule: messenger RNA, 1227 nt
Organism: Sporothrix schenckii 1099-18
Lineage: Eukaryota; Fungi; Ascomycota; Sordariomycetes; Ophiostomatales; Ophiostomataceae
Exons: 2
Coding region: 1-1227 (408 amino acids)
Molecular function (GO): protein binding
Source: RefSeq, a predicted model, not a curated record
AUGACGGAAUCCUCGAUCUCUAUCGAGUCUCACACGCUGGACCUCCCCCCGAGCUGCAUAGAAUUCUGCCCAGGGUAUCCGGACUACUUCUGCGUUGGCACGUAUAACCUCGUACAGGACGAGGCACGGGCGCAGGGCGACGUAUCCCGGCCCCAGAACCGCAAUGGCAGCAUCGUGCCAUCGGCAAUCUUAGACCUCCAUUUCCAACAACUGACAGGCAAACAAGACGUGUUCGCCGUGGUUUCCAGCACAGCGUCCCUGUCAAUAUUUCGACUGACGCCCUCGGCACCUGGCGGACGCACCGUGGAACUUAUCAGUGUAGCUAGGGUUGAUGGCGUCGGAGAGGACACCUUAUUCCUGGCAUGCGCCUGGCACCCCUCGACACCCAAUAUUAUUGCCGUCUCCACGUCAUCCGGGGAGGUUUACAUCAUAGCCAUCAACACGACCAAGCAAUCAACUGUUGUCUCCAAAAUUCCCGCCAUAACACACGACCUGGAAACUUGGGCGGUUGCGUUCUCCCCGCCUGUAUUCGUACCCCUCCAAGCGCUGGAUGGCAGCAAUACUGAAACAUAUAAUGGGCAUGGUGGUUUUAUUAGCACCCUUUACUCAGGGAGCGACGAUUCCCUACUGAAAUACACAUGCGUUGUAAGCCCACAACCAGUAAACGGCAGUGAGGUCUCACCCGGCUUUCCCACCGGUAUAUGCAAGCUAACGGGGCACAACGCCGGCGUGACGGCAAUUUUACCUACGCCCAUUAUGAGUCCCGACGGUGGGCGCGUCGUGGUGACGGGAAGUUACGACGACCACGUACGGGUGUACUCGAUCCUCGACCCUGCAACCACCGGCGGAAUUCGUCGCGUGUCAUGCCUUGCUGAGCAAUGCCUAGGUGGGGGUGUCUGGAGAUUGAAACUGGUUUCCCACACAACAGAUGAUGGAACUGGAUGCUGGGGAUUGCGUGUGCUAGCGUCAUGCAUGUACGCAGGUGCACUUGUGAUUGACAUAUCCGGCAAUGCGCCUGGCAAAUGCCAAGUCAUGGUCCGGGCCCGAUUCAAGGAACACAAGAGCAUGAAUUACGGUAGCGACUUCCAACAACGUCAGUCACUGCUGUGUAUCUCCACUAGCUUCUACGACAAACUUCUCUGCCUGUGGGAAGUCAAACAACGUUGGCAUGGAAAUUUGAAUAGUAGCGACUGUUAUUCGGCCAACCUUGAGGAUUAUUUGCCAUAG